AUGGCUGGUGUUGUGCAAGGCUACUUGCCACCAACCCUCUCCGACACCCUCCCCACGCCGGGAUUCUUCACGGCGGCUCUGGCUGACUCUGAAGACCAAAAUGUCUUUGAUGCUGCUUUUAGGAGUGGAGCUGCCAAUACCGACAAAGAGCAAGAAUUCGCUCGGACGCAAAUGAACCCUGCUUCGUCCUUUAUGCGUCUAAACGGCAACGAAGCCGCCCCGUCUCCGCAAUCCAUUGAUCCUCAAGCCUCGCUUCAAAACGACUUUUUCUCGUCGGUUCUCUGGGACGGCGCGUCAUUAGACAAGACACAACCACAAUCUGAGAAGCAGUUUCAGGCGGCACUUGGUGGGCGAGGAUUAACACCGCCGUCGUCUUUGGACCACUCACCAGAUGAGUGGUCCUUUGACGGAUUAUCUGCGCCGGGGCCCCUCAACUUAAAACCACUACCUCUCGAAGACGCACAACAACAGCAACCACAGCGCCCGACGUCAACCAGCCGUUUUGGCCAAGUUACACCACCCGAGGAAGCUUCGCCUGUCCUUGGUCCUCCUCAACCCACAUUUCAAGAUGAAGUCACCGAAGCCAAUGGCUCUGGCCCCAAGUCUCCCCAGGAAGCAGAAGCUGCCAGUAAGAUGGCCGCUCCAAAGAGAAAGAGGACCAAGCAGACAAACCCGUCCGCCAAUGCUGGCGAGGAGGCUUCACCGAAGCGCCGUCGCAAGCAAAGUACAAAUGUCAAGUCGGAGCCGACAGAGGAGGAGAAGCAGUUGAUGAUGGCCGCAAUGUCCAAGGAACAUCCUGGGGAAGAUCCCAAGCGAAGCCGGUUUCUGGAACGAAAUCGUUUAGCCGCGAGCAAGUGCCGGCAGAAGAAGAAGGAGUGGACAAGCAACCUAGAGACACGCGCUCGUGAUCUGCAGAAUGAGAAGAAUCAGCUUGCUCUCAUGUGCGGUUCGCUGCGAGAAGAAGUGCUGUAUCUCAAGGGUGAGCUCUUGAAACACAGUAGCUGCGGUUGCGCUUCCAUUCGAGACUAUCUCAAUCGUGAGGUCAGCAACCUUUCUCGGUCCAAGGACGCUGGGUAUUCUCCCUUUGGCCCGGGUCGAGCAGCCUCUCUUGAUAUAGGUCGGUCCGGCAGCAACCCAAGCUUUGAGGAGAUGGUGGCAAGGCGAAUCAGUCUGCCUGUCGGCUUUGCUUCUGGUGUUCCCGGACAAGACCUCGCAGCAUCACCCGCAAUGUCUGCUCUCCCAUCGGUCAUUUCUGACGGAGGAGAGGCUUCGUCGCAAGCAGGCUCUUCAGCUCAGUCUCCUGCCCAAUCAGAGACUCUCCCUACCACUGAAGAUUUUGCGGCAUCGCUGUGA
Xylona heveae TC161 is the source of this 1353-nucleotide messenger RNA. RefSeq lists its product as hypothetical. The record is from RefSeq and is a predicted model, not a curated record. The transcript has a single exon. Gene Ontology annotation, biological process: regulation of transcription by RNA polymerase II. The coding region runs from base 1 to 1353 and encodes 450 amino acids. NCBI's taxonomy places the organism in Eukaryota, Fungi, Ascomycota, Xylonomycetes, Xylonales, Xylonaceae. Gene Ontology annotation, molecular function: DNA-binding transcription factor activity, RNA polymerase II-specific; RNA polymerase II cis-regulatory region sequence-specific DNA binding.